Durusdinium trenchii is the source of this 2571-nucleotide messenger RNA. NCBI's taxonomy places the organism in Eukaryota, Dinophyceae, Suessiales, Symbiodiniaceae. The record is from the annotation of a GenBank genome assembly.
AGGCAUUGAAAGGCUCAAAAAGUUUGCCCGUGCCCCGCUAGCUCUCCAUUUGUGCAACAACAUGGCUUUGCUUCGUGAAAGCAUUGCAAAGCAGAGCUUGAUGGAGGCCAAGGAGAUUUGCAACCAAACCAGUGAUCACAAGGCGCUCAUUAAGAAGUUCAUCCAAACGUACGAGUCUGACUUGUGUGACGACGUCAAGUACGGGAAGAAGAAGUAUCAGGCGAUGCUCCAAGAGGCGGUGAACAAUCGGAUUGGGACGAUUGUCAUCGACUUGGACGAUGUGGAGCAGUUCUGCAAGAAAGAGCUGAAGGAACCGGACCUUCACAUGAGCCAAUCAGUUCUGGACUUGCAGCAAUCCAUCGAAAGCUUGGUCAGCUGCGUGGAGGGCAACGUGAUGCGAUACCGCCUCUUCUUCUACGAGGUCUGCGAUGCCUUGCAACCGGCGCGCGACGGGGGCUACCGCGCCGAGGGUGCCGCCAAGGCGCGGGAUGCGGUGCAAUGCUGGCGCGAACGCUUGAGCAAGCAGAAGGAGCAACAGGGUGGAGCGCUGCCGAAGGACUGCGGCGUCCCCGCGAAGCUGAAGAAUCCCUGGGACAUCCGCUUCAAGCCUCGCGGCACUUGCCAGAGCAUCCCCCUGCGUCAGAUUCGCGCGGAGUCCGUGGGGGCGCUGAUCCAGUUGGACUGCCUCGUGGUGAAUCUCUCUCAGGUGAAGCCGAAGGUGGAGGUGGUCACCUACCACUGCGAGACCUGUGGCUCUGAGAUCUUUCAAUCGGUGGAAGGCGAAAACUACACUCCGCCGAAGGAAUGCCCAUCCCAGAAAUGCCGGGACAACAAGCAGUCAGGCAACCUCCGGUGCAACAUUCGAACUUCGGCCUUUACCAAGCAUCAGGAGAUGAAGGUCCAAGAGAUGUCGGACCAUGUGCCUCAAGGAGGCGUACCCAGGUCCAUCUCUGUGCUGUUGGAGGGGGACUUAACACGUCAGGUCCUGGCGGGUGAUGCCAUCACCUUGACCGGCGUCUACUACCCUCACAGCUUGCCCUACUUCCAAAAGAUGAAGAUGCGCACGCCCACCACACAGAGGAUGUUCAUCGAGGCUCACCACAUCCAGAAGCACAAGAAGGGCUACAGUGAGACUGCUGUGGAUGAGGAUGUCAUGGAGCACAAGAUCCAAGAGGCCCUGCAGCACUCGGGCGACCGAUUGUACGAGCACGCCGCCAAGUCCAUCGCACCGGAGAUUUUCGGACAUGAGGAUGUCAAGAAGGCAUUGUUGCUGGUGCUCAUCGGCUCCUACACCAAGCAGAUGCAGGAUGGCCUGAAAAUCCGUGGGGACAUCCACACCUUGAUGAUGGGAGACCCUGGAGUGGCCAAGAGCCAGUUGCUGAAGCAGGUUUGUGCCAUUGCUCCCAGGUCGGUCUACACCACCGGCAAGGGCUCCACCGGUGUCGGUUUGACUGCCACGGUGAACCGCGACAACGCCACGGGCGAGGUCACACUGGAAGGUGGCUCGUUGGUGCUGGCGGACAUGGGAGUUUGCUGCAUCGAUGAGUUCGACAAGAUGGAGGAGGGUGAUCGAACAGCGAUCCACGAGGUCAUGGAGCAGCAGACGGUCUCCAUUGCCAAAGCGGGCAUCACUACGACGCUGAACUGCCGGACCACCAUUUUGGCAGCGGCCAAUCCCGUCUACGGCCGCUACAACCCCUACAAGUCGCCAGUGGAGAAUAUCGACCUGCCCGCCGCCUUGCUUUCCCGCUUCGAUUUGGUCUUCCUUCUGUUGGACACUGUAGACUGUGACAAGGACAAGCAGCUGGCGGAGCAUGUCACCAAGGUGCACAGCGCUUACGAGAAGAAGGAGAUCGAGGGUGGCAUGGAGCUCGAAGACUCCGAUGUCCUUGGUUUGGGCUUCAAGCCUUACAACCACAAGUUCAUGCGUGCCUUCGUGAGGAAGGCCCGAAGCUAUGAGCCUGUCCUGGACGAUGCGUUGCGCAAUGACAUCGCUGAUGCCUAUGUUGCCAUGCGCGAUGACGAGAAGCGUGACGGGAUCCAGGAGAAGAAGUCUUACACCACACCACGCACGCUCUUGGCCAUCAUGCGGCUCUCACAGGCGCAUGCCCGCGCGCGCUUCUCGAACCGCGUGGAGCGUCAAGACUUCGACGAGGCCAUGCGCCUCAUGAAGGCCUCCAAGGAGAGCAUUGAGCUGAGUGCGCCAGCGAAGCGUGGGCAAAAUCCUUUGGAUGUGAUCUAUGAGAUCCUGGCUGACUUGAGCCGCCGGGACUCGGUGAAGGACGGCUGGGUGGAUGUGACGCACGUGGUCAGCAUGGCCGGCCACAAGGCUUUGACCAAGGAGCUGGUGAUGGAAGGCAUUGAGAGCUGGCAGAGCUUGGGCGUGGUGACGAUGAAUCCGGAGAAGACCAUGGUGCAGUUCUUGGUGCCGGUGGAGUGAGCGAGGGAAGGAAUCCUCCCAUCGCUUCCGGGGCGAUUUGGGCUGAAGCACAGAACAAUGGGGCGGGAGAGGACUGGUUAGAACCGCUGAGGGAGGGUGGAGAGGCGGCAGUGCUUUGGAGACAAGCCGGU